Messenger RNA from Phanerochaete carnosa HHB-10118-sp, 985 nucleotides. RefSeq lists its product as uncharacterized. Gene Ontology annotation, biological process: cytosolic ribosome assembly. The record is from RefSeq and is a predicted model, not a curated record. Gene Ontology annotation, cellular component: mitochondrial matrix. The transcript is spliced from 6 exons. NCBI's taxonomy places the organism in Eukaryota, Fungi, Basidiomycota, Agaricomycetes, Polyporales, Phanerochaetaceae. The coding region runs from base 68 to 871 and encodes 267 amino acids.
GUCCAACCUUUUCCUCACUUUUUCACUUUUUCAUCGUUCUUCGCCACCGUACACGACAACGACGACAAUGUCUGCUAUUCGUGCUCUCCGCCAGGUUGCCGGCCCCUCUAGCCGCAUGCUCGCUGCCCGUGGCAGCGCGCACACGUUCGCACGUGCUGCGCUCCCUGCGUUCCGCACGUCCGUCGCCGCGCCUGCGUCCCGAGCAUUCUCUGUCUCAGCGAGGAGAUUUGGUGAAGGUGCUACCGAUGUGACGCUCUCACAAAAGCUCACGGAGGAGCUGCAAUACGAGAAAGAGGCUGCGUCGUCUGCUGAGCCUGACUUUUUGAAGAACUUCAAGGAGCAGGGUGUCUGGAAGGUUGAGGAUGUCGCUGGGAACGACGAGGUCACACUGGCUCGCAAGUUUGGCAACGAGACCAUCCGUCUGAUGUUCUCCAUCGCCGACAUCCAGGCCCAGGAGGAGGCCGAGUUUGAGGAACUCGAGGAAGGCGAGGAGACGUCUGAGGACCAGCCCACGCAUUCGUACCCGAUCCGGUGUUCAUUCGCGAUCACGAAAGACUCCGUACCGGGUGCGCUGACAAUUGACGCGAUGUGCCAGGACGGGAGCUUCGUCACCGACAACAUCUCGUUCUACGCCGAUGCGCAGGUUGGCACUGAGCUGACCGCUGAGGCGGACUGGAAGCGUCGCGGCCUGUUUAUUGGCCCGCAGUUCGACACGCUCGACGUUUCUGUGCAGGAGGAGUUUGAAAAGUUCCUGCAGGAACGUGGCAUCAACGAUGCUCUUGCUGUCUUCAUUCCGGAGUACUCUGAGUACAAGGAGCAGAAAGAGUACGUCAGCUGGCUUCAGAAUGUAAAGAAGUUCGUCGAGGCCUAAAAGGCUAACGACGACGGCUUCUUUUCUCGCUGCCCAAAAUUCGUAUCGUAUAACGACGCCAUGUUCGCUACUUAAUUGCUCUGGAUAACACGUCACCGCUCUUGCUUUCGUUAC